Molecule: messenger RNA, 2994 nt
Organism: Spinacia oleracea (spinach)
Lineage: Eukaryota; Viridiplantae; Streptophyta; Magnoliopsida; Caryophyllales; Amaranthaceae
Product: pentatricopeptide repeat-containing protein At1g77360, mitochondrial
Exons: 3
Coding region: 1316-2761 (481 amino acids)
Molecular function (GO): protein binding
Source: RefSeq, a predicted model, not a curated record
UUUUUUGGCAUUUCCGUGCACCGUAGGUUGAGAGUGGAAAUUUCAGUAUUUGUAAGGGAGUUAUCGUGUAUAUGCAUGGGUUUAGUUCAUUGAUGAUAAUUGUUGGUGUAGAUGAUAUUGCUGCUGCUAUUUAUGUUGUUAAUUUGUCUUAUGUUUAUGUUCACGAAUGAACUAGAGAAUGAUGAUACUUUAUCGGUUGGAAUAUUAGUGAAUAUCAUGUUUUAUAUUAGUGAUUAAGUUAUUGAAUUGGGUGAUUGAAUAUGUGAGCUAAUUACUUUCGAUUACAAAUCAGAGGAAUUGUAGGAAUGUAGUGCUCAAAUCCUUAAACCCACAGAGGUCAUUUGAUUGGAAAUUCGGAGAUUGGUAUCGGUUGGAAUAUUAGUGAAUAUCAUGUUUUAUGUUAGUGAUUAAGUUAUUGAAUUGGGUGAUUGAAUAUGUGAGCUAAUUACUUUUGAUUACACAUCAGAGGAAUUGUAGGAAUGUAGUACUCAAAUCCUUAAACCUACAGAGGUCAUUUGACUGGAAAUUUGGAGAUUGGUAUCGUCGUAUGUGGAUUACAAAUCAGAGGAAUUGUAGGAAUGUAGUACUCAAAUCCUUAAACCUACAGAGGUCAUUUGAUUGGAAAUUUGGAGAUUGGUAUCGCCUGGCAACAUGGUAAACCGUCCUCGUCUCUAGUGUGACUGUUCAAGGUCUCCCGGGUCACAAUAAAAGCUAGAGUUGGGAGUGUGCACUAGAGAUUACUGAAAUUAGUUUGCCAACGAAGAUUAAUGUGCGGGGCACUUGGAUACAUAUCAAAAGGACUUUCAGGGUCUCCCGGGUGUAUCUAUAGUUCAGCAGAUUGUCAGGGACACCCAGGUCUAAUUAGAAGGGAGAAUUAAGGGAUUUUUGAAAUAGAAGGGACGGUGUUGAGAUGAUUGGUAAAGAUCUCCAAUAGCAAACAAUAAAUAACCUCAUUGGCUCACUUAACUACUAACGUAACUCAAUUUGUUUUAUCUUUUGUUAUUCAAAGUUAUUUGGAAAUAAUAUGGCUUGAAUAUCGUGUAUACUCGAUAUUAGUGUAUUAUUUUCUGUUCCUUAAGUGUGUGCAUACGUUUUCUCAAUGCUCGAUUAGGGUAGGGUUGUGGUACUCAGCUUUUGCUAACAUGUGUAUUUCUUGUUUGUGUUUGUUGUUUUGUGUUGUUCUUCCGGGAUUGAACCUGCGGCAACCCAUUUUAUUAUGAAACUAUGACCAGUUGAACAAGGCUCUUGCUGGGACAGAUCAUUCAUGGACUUCUUUAACGUUGAAGUAUUGCUGCUGUUGAGGUGAUAAAAGAAGAUGGUUAGGGCUCACUUCCAUAGCAAGAAAUUCACUUCAAUAUGGGGUGUUGGUACUAGAACAUACACAUCAGAUGUAACAGUUAAAGAUUUAUCUGAUGCGGCGUUUAAAAAAAUAUGUAGAAUCAUGAUGUCAUGUCCUAAAGUAGGACUAGAUGUCAGACUUGAUCAUAGCGGAGUUGAGCCUUCGCCUGAGAUAGUUGAGGAAGUUCUAAAGAGAUUUGAAAAUGCAGGUAUGAUAUCAUAUUGUUUCUUUGAAUGGGCCGGAAAGCAACAUUAUUACACACAUAGUGUUGAAGCUUAUCACACAAUGAUUGGCUCUUUGGCCAAAAUAAGGCAGUUUGACAUCAUGUGGAAUCUUGUGAGCACUAUGAGGAACAAGGGGAUGCUAAGUGUUGAUACAUUUUGCAUUAUCAUGAAAAAGUAUGCUAGGAUGCAGAAAGUGGAUGAGGCGCUCUACACAUUCAAUGUAAUGGAAAAAUAUGGUAUUACUCCUAAUCUAGCUGCAUUUAACGGGCUUCUAAGUUCUCUAUGCAAGUCUAAGAAUAUAAGGAAGGCCCAAGAGAUCUUUGAUAAAAUGAAUGAACAGUUUGUUCCUGACUCAAAAACUUUUAGCAUACUGCUUGCUGGUUGGGGAAGAGAACCAAAUCUCCCCAAGGCAAGGGAGACUUUCAGGCAGAUGGUUGAUGUUGGUUGCAAACCUGAUAUAGUGACUUAUGGUAUAAUGGUCGACAUCCUUUGUAAAGCAGGGAGAAUUGAUGAAGCCAUUGAAACUCUUAGGAGCAUGGAUGCUAAGGGUUGUAAGCCAACAUCUUUUAUUUAUAGUAUUUUAAUUCAUGCCUAUGGUAUAGAGAAUCGAAUUGAAGACGCCAUAGAUACAUUUAUGGACAUGGCUGAAAAUGGCGUGGAGGCUGAUGUGGGAGUAUACAAUGCCCUAAUUAGUGCAUUUUGUAAAGUAAAUAAAGUCAAAAAUGUUUUUCGAGUCUUAAAAGAGAUGGAUGGUAAAGGCGUUAUACCUAAUGCUAGGACCUGCAAUAUAAUAUUGAACAGUUUGAUUGGGCAGGGACAGACUGAUGAGGCUUACAAAGUGUUUAGAAAGAUGAUUAAAGUGUGUGAGCCUGACGCAGACACAUAUACAAUGAUGAUAAAGAUGUUUUUUGAGAGAGAUCAGUUGGAAAUGGCUAUGAAGAUGUGGAAGUACAUGAUGUCAAAAAGGUUUAUUCCAAGCAUGCAUACUUAUUCAGUUCUUAUAAAUGGGCUGUGUGAGAAGGGUCAGGUCAGCGAUGCAUGUGUAUAUAUGGAAGAGAUGAUUGAAAAGGGGAUUCAACCUUCAGUUUUGACCUUUCGCAAGUUGAGGCAGCUGCUUAUAAAAGAACGUAGGCAAGAUGUACUGAAGUUUCUGCAGGAUAAGAUGAAUCUUUUAGUUAAAGAGCCUUUGUGUGUUUAAAAGGCUGCGAAAACUAUGAUGUAAAACAACAAAUAUAUAGACUGAGUCAGACGAUACAUAUCACCCUUGCUCAAUUGGCCGUUGGAAUUUGAGGUUAGUUCAUUACUACUUACUAGUCAUGGUUUUUGCUUUCCCUUAUGAUUGCCAUAAUCCUAGAAGUAGAAAACCUUUUGUUACUUUAGUCACUAGGUAAAGUAUUAUCUUUAAUGUGAUUAGUUAUAAAUUCGCUGCAA